Molecule: messenger RNA, 2180 nt
Organism: Sardina pilchardus (European sardine)
Lineage: Eukaryota; Metazoa; Chordata; Actinopteri; Clupeiformes; Clupeidae
Gene: pdhx
Product: pyruvate dehydrogenase complex component X
Exons: 11
Coding region: 13-1509 (498 amino acids)
Biological process (GO): pyruvate decarboxylation to acetyl-CoA
Cellular component (GO): mitochondrion; pyruvate dehydrogenase complex
Molecular function (GO): acyltransferase activity
Source: RefSeq, a predicted model, not a curated record
AAGGACACAAACAUGGCGGCCUCCUUGCGGCUGGGACGUCAAGGAAUUUUGAUCGGUUUGAGAUUAGUAAAAAUUAAAAAAUGUCCACUGACAGCACAUACGUUUCGGGAGCAAGUCAGGAGCUUAUUUCAGUCUCCGUCUUUCUUUGGUGUCCCACUGAAGGUGCAGAUGCCUGCCCUGUCGCCCACCAUGGAGGAGGGCAACAUCGUCAAAUGGCUGAAGAAGGAAGGUGAGCCAGUGGCCACUGGCGAUGCUUUGUGUGAGAUUGAGACGGACAAAGCUGUGGUCACCAUGGAGUCCAAUGAAGAUGGCGUCUUGGCAAAAAUUCUGAUGGAGGAGGGCAGCCGUAGUGUGCGUCUGGGCACGCUCAUCGCUCUGAUGGUGGAGGAGGGAGAGGACUGGAAGAAGGUGGAGAUCCCGCCCCCAGAACCUGUAGCUGCUGCAGCCCCGCCCACUCCCGCUCCAGCCGCCGCCCCCCCGCCAGUGCAGGCUCCGCCUCCACCCACACCCCCUCGCCCAGCCACCACUGGACCGCUGCGAUUGAGUCCUGCAGCGAGACACAUCUUGGACACACACGGCCUUGACCCUAAACUGGCCACGCCCACUGGAAUCCGAGGCCUCAUUACUAAAGAAGACGCCCUGAAUCUGCUGAAGAAGGUGGGCACCACGGGCAGACCCGCCCCGGCCCUGUCCGCCCCUCCACCCACACCUGCCCCCGCCCGCGCUGCUGCAGCCCCUGCACCCCCACCACCCUCCGGGCGGCCGUUCUACCCCCCCAUCUCUGUCCCCGGAAAACCAGGGGCCCCUGGCACGUUCUCCGAGGUGCCAGCGUCAAACGUGCGGCGUGUGAUUGCCCAGCGCCUCACCGAGUCCAAAACCACCAUCCCUCACGCCUACGCCACCGUGGACUGUGACAUGGGGGCUGUGCUCAAGCUGCGCAAGGAGCUGGCCAAAGAGGACAUCAAAGUGUCCGUCAACGACUUUAUCAUCAAAGCAGCUGCAGUCACCCUUAGAGAGUUACCUGAAGUCAACGUCACCUGGGCGGGCGACGGCCCCAGGGCCUUGGGCACCAUCGACAUUGCCAUCGCCGUGGCGACGGACCGAGGCCUCAUCACCCCCAUCAUCAAGGAUGCGGCCGGCAAGGGCGUGCAGGAGAUCUCCGCCAGUGCCAAGGCUUUGGCUAAGAAGGCUCGGGAUGGGAAACUAUUGCCUGAGGAGUAUCAGGGUGGAUCAUUCAGCAUCUCUAAUCUGGGCAUGUUUGGCAUCAGCGGCUUCAGCGCGGUCAUCAACCCGCCGCAGGCCUGCAUCCUGGCCGUCGGAACCUCGCGCGCCGAGCUGCGGCUGACCCCCGACGCCCAGGACGGCUCGGGCCCGGCCCUGCGCGCCCUGCAGCUCAUGACCGUCACCUUGUCCAGCGACGGGCGGCUGGUGGACGACCAGCUGGCCUCGCAGUUCCUGGACAAGUUCCGCGCCAAUCUGGAGCAACCGCAACGCAUGCAGCUAGCGUAGAGACGAAAGCAAGACGGAGGGAUGAGAGAGAGAGAGAAAAAGAAGAGGGAGGGAAGUGUUGGGAGAAAAGGACAGAAGAGAACGCGUGUAUAGAAGAGUAGAACUGCAGCACUGAUGAUGAAGAGGGACAGGGGUAAAGGAAAAGGGAGAACAGGUUACCUUAAGAUGCUGUUAGUGUUAACAUGGUCAGACCAAAGCCUCAAGGGAGAGCCAACACUGCACAGCAUCCAUGACCACCGCCGUUCAAAGCAGCUUCACUUUCAGUCCCAACUGUCAGAUGUACCACCAUUUCAAAUUUAAAUGUGUACAAACUACAACUAGAGGGAUCCAUGUGUCAUCCCAAGAACCAACGUCAACCGCUGCCAAGUGCUCUAAUUUUGUAUAUUUUUCAGCAUACAUAUAUUAUAUAUAUAUUCACACAAGUCCGUAGACGUAAAUAAACAUACAUUCGGACUCUUUCUGGCAGUUGGUUUUAGCGCCUGGACUCCGUUGCAUCAGUUUCUGCCAUGUUGCUCAAUGCAUCCUGUCAGUAGGCCUACAAUUGUGUAAAGAUAUCCACCCAUCCACUGUGUUGUAAUUGUUUUUUUUUUUUUCUUCAUGUCAUGUUUAUAGUGUGCAUUAACUUAUUUGAAAAACAUGUCAUCUAAUAAAAGCCUGGCCAUGACAAACAA